GCCAGGUCACGAUCUCGCGAGACAUGGGAUCAACACAGGUGUCACUUACAACAGUUGAGAGCAUCCUCAUGAUGACCCUUGAAUUGGAAACACUGAUUUUACCUAGCCGUAUGGCCUGCUGUCUCUGCCAAUUUAAAAAUACUGUUGAGGUUGUCUGUAAGACAGUCAAGCUACAUUGUGACAGUGCAUGUCUGACAAAUGGCACACGUUGUGAUCAGGAAGUAUACCUAAGGAAUGCAGAAGGAUCAUUCAUGAAGGUAUUGACAGCUCGAAAGAAGAGCGCCAGCACGGAGCUGACUAUUGAGCCAGAGAAGGCAUCCUCAGACAUAGAUCGUGUCAGUUUGUCAGCCUUUAUGAAUGAGCAGCUAGACUUCAAUGACGAAAGUGAUGUCAUUAGUGCACUGAAUUACAUAUUGCCUUAUUUCUCGGAGGGCAAUCUAGAAGACGUAGAAUCGACGCUGUUACCGUUGAUUAAACUUCUGUUUUCAAAUGUGCAAGAGGGAGACAAGCCCGUGGGUCACUCGAUGAACGACACAGGGGACCCUUCUCUUAAACCUGGAUCCAACGAUUCAACUUACAAUAAUACAAUGGGAAAACUCGACUUUCUGGAAAAUUUGUUAGAUGCAGAAAUUCAGGAAAAACUUGAUGACGUGAAAAAGAAAGAAAAAAUGGCCAUGCUUAUACAUUCCAGCCUUUUAGGUCCCAAGUUUAAACGUCAAAUCUUUCCAAAGAAAUUGGAAACUGCCCAACCGCAGGAGAAGAGCCUAGACGAGGUUGAGAGUGUGGGGGAAAAGUCCCUGAGAGUGAACAAGGUCAUCAAGGGCCCAAAGGGCAUACGGAAAAGGCACUUAAAAGAACUGAGACAUCAGAACAUCCAGAGUAAACAGAACGCCCAGCCAUCUGUGGAGAACAUGGCCAAGGAAAGAAGGCUCAGGACACCAUCCCCAGGAGAGCUUCCCGUAGCACACAGGCCCAGCAAAUCAGUCAGCUACUUUUCUUGGAAGCAGUAUGGCCAGGGGGAGGAAGAACGUCUCUCGGAUUUAAGCUUUGAAGAGCAAGAGUUCAAAUUGCUAGAGCUGGACUAG
Neofelis nebulosa (Clouded leopard) is the source of this 1085-nucleotide messenger RNA. RefSeq names its product leucine-rich repeat-containing protein 37A3-like. The transcript has 5 exons. The coding region runs from base 24 to 1085 and encodes 353 amino acids. The record is from RefSeq and is a predicted model, not a curated record. Lineage: Eukaryota; Metazoa; Chordata; Mammalia; Carnivora; Felidae.